Messenger RNA from Antechinus flavipes (yellow-footed antechinus), 3012 nucleotides. RefSeq names its product protocadherin-8-like. The transcript is spliced from 4 exons. The record is from RefSeq and is a predicted model, not a curated record. Gene Ontology annotation, molecular function: calcium ion binding. Gene Ontology annotation, cellular component: plasma membrane. NCBI's taxonomy places the organism in Eukaryota, Metazoa, Chordata, Mammalia, Dasyuromorphia, Dasyuridae. Bases 25 to 3012 code for a protein of 995 amino acids. Gene Ontology annotation, biological process: homophilic cell-cell adhesion.
UCUCGCUCUCUUUUUUAAACGAACAUGUUUCAUAGGAAACUCAGCUUUCCCACUGUCAAUCUAUGCAGGAAUAGGCUAAACUCUGUGUGGCUACUAUGGCUUCUGAUUGCAAGGUUCCGCACAGAAACAGUAAAUUACCACAUCUAUGAGGAAGAGACCCCAGGGACAGUUAUAGGUGUACUCUCUGAAAACAUUAUGCUUGAUUCACAAGGUAAAGUUCCUAGAAACUUCCGCCUGAUGAAGCACUUUAACAGUUCACUGAUCCAGGUGAGUGAGACUGACGGACAGCUGACCGUCGGAGAGAGCGGUAUUGACCGAGAGCAGCUAUGCCAGCAGUCCCAGCAAUGCAUACUGGCUUUCGACGUGGUCAGCUUCUCUCAGUUGAUACAUGUGGAAGUGGAGGUAAGAGACAUCAAUGACCACUCGCCACGCUUCCCGGCCCCCGAGAUCUUUGUGGAGAUGUCCGAGAGCUUGGCUGUGGGCACCCAGAUUUCCCUGGAAGCGGCAGUGGACGAGGACGUGGGUUCCAACGCCCUCCAGAGUUUGCGUUUAGUCAAACCACACAACUUCUUUCGAGUGGAGUUGCAGACUCGAGCUGACGGCGCCAAAGGCGCUAUCCUGGUGCUUCUGCAGGAACUGGACCGUGAGAGCCAGGCUACCUACAGUCUAGAGAUGGUGGCCCAGGACGGUGGCCUCCCCCCGCGCUCCGCUACAGCUACACUCCACAUUCAGGUGCUGGAUGCUAAUGACCACAGCCCAGCCUUCCCACAGGGCUCUGUCAUUGAGGUAGAGCUGGCGGAGGACGCUCCCGAGGGCUUCCUGCUACUCGACCUAGACGCUACAGAUCCGGACGAGGGCCCCAACGGCGAUGUACUGUUCUCUUUCAGUGACCGGACGCCGUCUGAGGCUCAGUUCCCUUUCCGUUUGGAUCCGCGCUCAGGCCGCUUGACCCUGGCUGGGCCCGUGGAUUAUGAACAGAAGGAGACCUACGAGCUGGACGUGAGGGCUCAGGACCAAGGCCCAGGGCCACGCGCGUCCAAUUGCAAAGUUAUCGUGCACAUCCGCGACGUGAAUGACAACGCCCCGGACAUAACCAUCACCCCACUGGCAGUGGCCAAGACCUCCGCCUCCGAUACCUCGGUCUUCUUUACCGCCCCUGCCUCGGCUUCCUUGGGAACGUCGGGAGGCCCAGAACCUGGGGUGACUUCUUUUAUUCCAGAGGGGGCCGUUCCAGAGAGCCUCGUGGCGCUUAUCAGCACCUGGGACAAGGAUUCGGGCUCCAAUGGGCAGGUGCAUUGCGCCCUCUAUGGACACGAGCACUUCCGACUGCAGCCGGCCUACGCGGGCAGCUAUCUAGUGGUGACGGCGGCGCCCCUGGACCGCGAGCGCAUCUCCGAGUACAAUCUGACACUGGCGGCCGAGGACCGCGGCUCCCCUCCGCUGCGCACUGUGAGACCCUACACGGUGCGCGUGGGAGACGAGAACGACAACGCUCCGCUCUUUGCUCGUCCCGUCUACGAAGUGUCAGUGAGGGAAAACAACUCUCCGGGAGCCUACCUUACCACUGUAGUUGCUCGGGACCCAGAUUUGGGCCGUAACGGCAAAGUGACCUACAGGCUGUUAGAGGCCGAAGUCGGUCCGGGCGGGAGCCUCGUCUCCACCUACGUCUCGGUGGACGCGGAUAGUGGAGUAUUGAGGGCUCGGAGGAGCUUUGACCGCGAGGCGCGGGCCGAGCUGGAGGUGGUGCUGGAAGCUCACGAUGGUGGCUCUCCAGCUCGUUGGAGCCGGACGGUGGUGCGGCUAGUGGUGGAAGACCAGAACGACCACGCGCCCGAGGUGACUUCUCCACUGCUUUCCAAUGGCUCAGCUCGCGUGCCGCUGCCCCACGGGGCGCCCCCAGGCUUCCUGCUCACCCAGGUGCGGGCCCGCGACGAGGACGAGGGUCCCAACGCAGAGCUGACUUACAUCCUCACCUACAGCGACGGCGGCCCCGGGGCGCUGGCGCUGCAUCCGCACACCGGAGAGCUGUCACUACGGAGGAGGCUGUUGCCUUGGCCCACCGACCCUCUCACCGUGGUGGUCACUGUGCGGGACAGCGGGAGGCCAUCCCUCGCCUGCACCGCCACCUUGUCCUUGGUUCCCGCUCCAGCUUCACCUCCUGGCGGAGAUGUGGUGCUAGUGCCACCUCCACCUCUGCCACCGCCCUCCAGAGAGAAACAGGCAGGGGCGCAGCAGAGGCGACUGCAGGGGGCAUCCUGGUGGAGGCCCGACCUCUCUACUAUCUUCAUUGGGGUACUAGCUAUUGGUUGUGGGAUGCUACUCGUGGCCAUAGUUGUUGUGGCCUCCUCGUGCCAGGAUACGGGCCUGGUCUGGAGGAAAGCGUUUUUCAAAUGCAGCAGGAGAUCAGAACUGGCCAGUGAAGACAGCUGGACACCUGGCAGUCGGGGGUCUUCUGGAGGGUCAGAUAGUAACGACUUCGAGAGCCUCGACGGAUCCUACCAUCUUUCUGUCACUGAUGAAGUGGAGGAGGAGGAAACUGUCAGCGUGCCUCUUUCGAGGGACAGUGGAGUGUCUCUUUCUCCCUCAUCUCGAGAGAGGAAUGAGACUCCCAAGAUCCAGGGUUCAAUCUCAGCUUCUUUUCAUUCCACAUCUCUGUGGCAAGAGGAUAAAUCUGCUGCAAGUUUAGGUACCAAUUCAAGACCAGAUGAAUCUAGUGUGAAGGACAGUGGGAAAGGAGACAGUGAAUGUAAUGAUAGUGAUUCGGACAUUAGUGGAGAAGGGGUCAGGAAAACCUCCCUUAAGAUGACUGAAAAGCAAACUGCCAUCAUGAUUGAUGUCAUCAAAGACCUUGGACAGAUCAAUGGAUGCUGUGUCUAUAGCUCCGUGCUGCUCCUGACAUAUCUCCUGGAGUUGUCAGACAGCAAACACCAUAUCAAGUAUUCCUUGGCCUUUUAUGAAAUCACACAGACUCACAAGUAUACGGCUGUAUUCCAGAUGAAGCAUCAGCAAUGA